Molecule: messenger RNA, 2151 nt
Organism: Oppia nitens
Lineage: Eukaryota; Metazoa; Arthropoda; Arachnida; Sarcoptiformes; Oppiidae
Product: zinc finger protein Noc-like
Biological process (GO): negative regulation of DNA-templated transcription
Cellular component (GO): nucleus
Source: RefSeq, a predicted model, not a curated record
AUAUAUAUUUGGACUAAAAAACAAAGAAAAGUUAUGUCAAAAUGUUGACAUCCAGUGCUAACCAAUAUCUUAGACCUGACUAUCUAUCGCCACUGCCAUCCACUUUGGACACAAAUAAAAGUCCAUUGGUUUUGUUGGCUAAGACCUGUUCCAGUAUAGGACAGGACUCACCAAACAAUAAACUGUUGAUAUUGUCGGACACAAAAAAAUCCGAUCACAAUAAUCACGGCUCCGGUGGUAGCAGUGGUAGCGGUAGUAGUGGUUGUAGUGACCGGAAAAAAAGUAACGGCAGUGGCGGUGGCGGCGGCAGCGGGUCGUCCACCWCAUCGUCGGUACACAGUUUAGUCAAUGGCCUGAACACCGAUGACAACAAUAGCAACAAUAGUCUAAGCAAUCAUACCAUUAAUGCAUCGACGAUGACAACGACGGCGCGGACACCGACACCGUCGGGAAUGUCGUCGUCGUCGGCGUCAUUAUCGGCGGCUAAGUUGUCGUUCAAACCAUACGAUAUCUCAUCAAACAAUAGCAACAACAGUAACAACAAGAAGACAACAAAUAAUAAUAAUUAUUUGAUUAAUAGUGACUAUAAUAAUAUCAAUGAUCUAAUGAUCGGCGGCGGCGGCGGCGGUGGAAAACGGACACCCAAUUCAUAUAUGAAAGUGUCUGGGUCACCGAAAAGUGUGGGCAGUAAUCACUCCCGAAGCUCACCGUUGAACAACAAACAACAACAGCGGCACCGUAGCGGUAAAAAUACGCCGUUAAACAACAACAACAAUAACCAUAUGGAUGGUGGCCAUCAUCACAARAACGGUGGCCAUCAUAUGCAACACAAACAACAUGAGUCACAUUCGCCGAAAAGUACGUCGUCGUCAACGAACGGUACGCCAAACGGCGGUACCAAACGUCGGACGCCGACACCGACAUCAAGUGCUCUGAGCUAUACGUCAAUAGGUAUGCCUGACAUGCGUUUAGACGGUAUCGGCAAACAUAAGGAACCGUUGCAAUCGUUACAACAAAUGUAUAAAACAAAUCCSUAUUCAAGCAGUAAUUGCUGUCCGCCGUCGAUAAACGGUUUGCCGCCGCCGUUGACAGUGGACAAGACGGGAGCCUAUCCGUCAAUCUAUCCGCCGCUCAGUGUCUACGGCCGCAUGAAAGUGGCCAACAGUGUCGGCGGAGGCCAGCCAAUGAUGCCCAUGUGUAGCGAUCCGUACUGUACGGGCACCUGUCAGCUGUCGGCCCUGCAAAAUGCUGCCCUAUUGGCUUCGGCUGCCGCCGCAGCGGCCAACACGUGUUCGCCGGCCACGUGUCCGAACGGAUGCAAUCAAUGCGAUCAUCAGCGGCUGAUGUCGUCGCUGGCCUAUCCGAAACUGAAUCCGGCACUACUGCCCAGUCUGAGUCAAAUGUAUCCGAGUCUAUACCAUCCGGGACUGGCCGCUGUUGCAGCCGCUCAACAACAACAACAACAACACCAUCACCACCACCAACAGCAACAGCAACAACAGCAGCAACAACACCAACACCACCACCAAAGCAAUACAAAUGUCUGCAAUUGGAUAGCCGGUGACCAGCACUGCGGCAAACGAUUUCAGACAUCCGAGGAACUACUGAAUCAUUUGCGGACACAUACGUCGGCUUCAACCGGAAGUGUCGACUCGUCGUCGUCGUCGGCCAUCACAACUGUGCCAUCGAUGAUACCUAGUCUUGGACUGUCGUCGUCGGCGUCGUCGCUCAGCUCCAGUCUCGCUCAACAUAUGCACUAUUCGACUGCCGGCGCACUACAGGUACCGACGCCGACAUCGUUGACCUCAGCCGCCGGCGGUGGUCUGCGGCGUACAUAUCCGACUAGUUUGUCGCCACUGAGCAGCCGAUUUCAUCCGUACAAACCGACAGUGAUUCACGGUUUGGGUUCAAUGCCUUCCAUAGCCGCUGGCGUUCCCCAGUUGGGCGGCGGCGUCGGCGGCGGUAAUCCACUGCAACAUUCGUCGGCGUCAGCGGCGGCCGCACUGAGUAUGUAUUACCCGUACGGACUGUAUUCCGGACGAAUCGGUCCACCUGUUCAUCCCUAAGCUCUAGAGAGAGAGAGAGAAAGGGAUAUACAGUAUAUCAGGGAUAUAUAGGGUAUAAUAGAUGGAUAGAUAGAUAGAUAGAUAG